This is a messenger RNA of Exophiala xenobiotica, 951 nucleotides long. RefSeq lists its product as uncharacterized. The coding region runs from base 235 to 720 and encodes 161 amino acids. Lineage: Eukaryota; Fungi; Ascomycota; Eurotiomycetes; Chaetothyriales; Herpotrichiellaceae. The transcript has 3 exons. The record is from RefSeq and is a predicted model, not a curated record.
CUUCAAUAUCAUUGGCCUGCAAUCAACAGCCAACCAACUGCCCCCUCCAAUUCCAUCCCACCUGCAGGCGACUCCUGUUUGAACACACCAAAAGUGACCGCCAGUUGAAUCUCCUUUCUGGAAAGCAUUGUAUCUUGCAGUCAGCUUCAUCGACCAGUUGGCGCAAUUGAGAUUCUUUUUGCUCGCAAAUCUGGUUCAGCUCGAUUGGAUUCUAAGUUAUAGCAAGCAUUCACCAUGGAUCGCAUUAAGGAGAAAAUGAACUCUCUCCGCAUUGAGGCGGAUGAGAAUGCUGCAAAGGCCGAAGAACUUAAGGCCAAAGUCAAACAGUUGGAACAAGAGAACCUUCAGAAAGAGCAAGAGAUCACUUCCCUUACACACCGCAAUGGACUCCUCGAGACCGAAGUCGAGAAACUGGAAACAGCCAUCAAAGAAGCGAAGGCUGCCGCUGGGGAGGCCUCAGAGCACAGCAACCUGAAUGAAAACCUCCAGCGGAAACUCCAGCUCCUUGAAGAGGAAGCCGAAGCUGCCGACAAGACCUUGAGAGAGACCAACGAGAAAUUGCGUCAAACCGAUGUCAAAGCAGGUCACUUCGAGCGCAAAGUCCAGGCCUUGGAACAAGCACGGGAUGAGUGGGAGGCCAAGUACGAGGAGAUGGCUAAGAAGCACGCCGAUCUGCAAAAGGAGUUGCAAGAAUUGGAGCAGAGCAUGGGCAAUAUCUAAUUUGGACCAACGAACAGAGUUGUUGUUGUUGUUGUUGUGAAAGGAUGAUGACCAACGUCUGGCAAGUGGACGGAAGCACGAUGCCUAGACCACGACAUACCUACGAUACCACGGCAUUCGAUAAAGGGCGAGCGUUGACAGUUUGUUGAAAGGAACAGCUUGUAUCAUCCACUUCUUCGUUCUCGCGCCUGCUUUCGAUUUUUGGCCUUCUCCUUUGACCGUGCCGUUUUC